AUGCUGGCCGAGUCAAACAAGAAGAGACUGUCGCGCCCCGAGAUCAAACAGAUAGCCAGAUGCGUUCUUGAAGCCCUUCAAGUCCUGCACGACGAUUGGAUGGUUCACACAGACAUCAAGCUGGACAGCAUUUUCGUCAACCAUGGUCAGGGAGAUCAGCGCUUCUCCGACAUUCAGCUUGGAGACUGCGGAGGCGUUGUUACCCAGCAUUCAACAUUUGCUAGAGAAGGGCACCUGAUUGGCACCGGUUUGACCCGUAGUCCGGAGGCUACCCUCCAGCUGCCCUGGGGUACCGCGACGGACAUAUGGUCGUUUGGGAACGCUAUACUGAGCCUUCUGUUCAGCGGUGGUUACCACCUGUUCAACCCUAGAAUUGUGGGCGUCAACCCGGGGCACGACGACUACGAACUCACCGUCCUCAAGCGGAUGCACCGGUUCUUUGGCCCGUACCCGCAGUCCUACGAUGACUUCAACGAUCCGGAUACCAUCGCCAUCAUCAACUUCAUCAACCACCUGGAGCCUCCGGGGAAGCCGUUCGCCAGGGUCACUCCGCGAGAGGUUCCGUCCGCAGACAAGGAGUUUCUUUUGAAGAUUAUGAAACUGGACCCCGGCGACAGGCCUUCGGCGGAGGACCUCCUUGCGGAUGAGUGGUUUACAGAAGAUUCACAGGACACUCGUGACCCGCUGCCGGGAGAAGCGAAGCAGCCCGAGAAGGAGGAGCAGUGCGGGGAUGUCGAGUCUUGGCUCUAG
Molecule: messenger RNA, 750 nt
Organism: Colletotrichum destructivum
Lineage: Eukaryota; Fungi; Ascomycota; Sordariomycetes; Glomerellales; Glomerellaceae
Product: Putative protein kinase
Exons: 3
Coding region: 1-750 (249 amino acids)
Biological process (GO): protein phosphorylation; intracellular signal transduction
Cellular component (GO): nucleus; cytoplasm
Molecular function (GO): ATP binding; protein serine/threonine kinase activity
Source: RefSeq, a predicted model, not a curated record